AAACUUGGGCCUUUCUUUCUGCGAAAAAUAGGAUUUUGACUAUCUGGGUCUUUGUCUUAUCUUAUAUGGAUGGUCAUGCAUCUAUUGUUCAACUAGUUUUUAGUAUUUGAAAAUUUUGGGGUCUGUUAUGGCAUGCUUUUGUUAAGUUUUUGGGGUUUGGGUAUUUAGGGUUUUUGCUUUGUUUUUUGGUUUUGGGUUGGGAGUUAGUAUGGAGGACGUUGAAGAAGCUAACAAAGCGGCCGUAGAGAGCAGCCAUAGAGUUCUAAACCUUUUAUCUCAGCCCCAAGAUCAGGUUCAGUGUAGGAAUUUAAUGGUUGAGACUGGGGAGGCUGUGUCAAGGUUCAAGAAAGUUGUUUCUAUUCUCAAUUCUAGAGUUGGUCAUGCGAGAGUCAGGAUGCCUAACAAAGUCCAAAUCCCUUUUCCCCAUAGCAUCUUCUUAGAGAGCCCACUUUGUAGAACAGACCACCAACCCAAAAAUCUGCAAUUUCUUCAGUCUAGCUUUUCUGAAAACCCAAUUCAAGAUAUGGGUUCGAAUGUUAAAAGUACGUUGUGUUUGGGAAGCCCUUCUUUGGAAUUGAGCUCUAAUGGAAAAGGUCCUCUCCAACUGACACCAUCAGCACACCAAUAUCAUUUCCUCCAGCAACAGCAGCAACAACAACAAAGGUUAUUGCUUCAGCAGCAACAGAUGAAACACCAAGCGGAAAUGAUGUACCGCAGGAACAAUAGUGGCAUUAAUCUGAAUUUUGAUAGCUCUAGUUGUACUCCAACCAUGUCAUCCACUAGGUCUUUUAUUUCCUCCUUGAGUAUAGAUGGAAGUGUGGCUAACUUGGAUGGAUCUCAUGGAAGUGCUUUCCAUUUGAUUGGGGCACCACACUCUUCGGAUCAGAAUUCACAACAGCAUAAGAGAAAGUGUUCUGGCAGGGGAGACGAUGGGAGUGUCAAAUGUGGGAGCUCUGGUAGAUGUCACUGCUCAAAGAAGAGGAAACAUAGGGUGAAGAGAUCAAUUAAGGUACCUGCAAUCAGUAACAAGCUGGCAGAUAUACCUCCUGAUGAUUACUCCUGGAGGAAGUAUGGGCAGAAGCCAAUCAAGGGUUCUCCUCACCCUAGGGGAUACUACAAAUGUAGCAGCAUGAGAGGUUGUCCUGCAAGGAAGCAUGUUGAGAGGUGCUUGGAAGAGCCUUCCAUGCUCAUUGUUACCUAUGAAGGCGAGCAUAACCACCCCAGGUUACCAUCACAGUCUACAACCACAUGAAUGGCAUGGAGAGCUUCACCAAGGUCAAGCCCCGCUGUUCAAUUUACCAAAUCCUUAUGUAUGGUUGGCUUGGAAUGCUCCUGUACAUAUUUUGCAUCUUUUGACCGUGGAUAUACUUGGAGCAGUUUUUUUUUUUGGCUUUGGAGUGUUUGGCUCCAAGCAUUUUAAGCUUAAUUGGCAAAGUGGGAAUGAAGCCCAGUGCAAAACUGAAGAAUUCUGUAAAAUUGGGGGGGUUUCAAUUGUAAGAACUCUUUCAUCUGUUUUAGUAAGCAAUGGUUUAAACAGUUUAGGUUUUCUAAAUGAAUGAAUUGCCUCUAAAUUGGGAAUUCUUGAUU
Quercus lobata is the source of this 1587-nucleotide messenger RNA. RefSeq names its product probable WRKY transcription factor 21. The transcript has 3 exons. Gene Ontology annotation, molecular function: sequence-specific DNA binding; DNA-binding transcription factor activity. NCBI's taxonomy places the organism in Eukaryota, Viridiplantae, Streptophyta, Magnoliopsida, Fagales, Fagaceae. Gene Ontology annotation, biological process: regulation of DNA-templated transcription. The record is from RefSeq and is a predicted model, not a curated record. Bases 209 to 1252 code for a protein of 347 amino acids.